AUGAGCACGGGUGGGUGUGCGGGUGUGGGCGCAGGGACACCCGGCGGGACGCUCCGGGCCCUGCUCCGCCCCCGCUGGCCCGCAAGGGGGCGCGCGCUCGCCUCAGCCGCGCUCAGCGCCCGCCCCGCCGGGCCUGGGGAUCCGGGGCCGCCGCGGGGCUCCGGUCGCUCUCCUCAGGCGGGGAUGGCGGCGGAGGACGAGGCGGAGCUGAGCCUGCUGGAGUGCCGGGUGUGCUUCGAGCCGUACGGCCCCGACGGGCAGCGGCGGCCGCUCAACCUGCCCUGCGGGCACGUCCUCUGCCGGGGCUGCGUGGGGGCCCUGGCCGGCGCCGAGCGCCAGAGGCUGGAGUGUCCCUUCUGCCGGCGGCUCUGCGGGCCCGCCGACACCAGCGAGUGCCGCCCGCUGCUGCAGCUGCUGGAGCUCCUGGGCCCCGCCGGCGGCGGCCUCGCCUCGGCCCUGGGCAGGAGCGGCGGCGCGGCGGCGGCGGCGCCCCCCUCGGGGCUCGGGCUGCGGCUGUGCCUGGGGGGCUGGGGGUCGCUGGUGAACCCCACCGGAGUGGCGGCCUGCCCCGGGUCCGGCCGCCUGGCCGUGGCACACGACGGCAAGAAGAGGAUCCACGUCUUCGGGCCGAGCGGGUUCUGCCUGCGGCGGUUCGGGGAGCGGGGGGACGCGAACAACGACAUCAAGUACGCGCUCGAUGUGACGGUCACGUCGGACGGACACGUGGUGGUCACCGACGGCGGGGACUGCUCCGUGAAAGCCUUCGAUUCUGAGGGAAGGGGGGUCCUGGCCGUGCGGGAAGGCUUCUGUUUGCCCUGGGGCUUGGAUGCCGCCGCCAAGAGCGAAGUGAUCCUGACCGACUCGGAGGCUGGCGCGCUGUACCGCUUGGCGGCCGACUUCCAAAGGGGGGAAUUAAAGAAGUGCCAGAUGAUCCGUUCCCGGCUUGUCAGCCCCAGAGCUGUCGCUGUCUGCCAGAGCUCGGGAGCUGUCGUGGUAGUAGAGCACCUGAAAGCCCGAGGUCCGAGCAAGGGCAGCACCCGAGUGACGAUACUCAGUGCGGAGAUGGAUCUCAUCGGCCAGGUGGACAGCUUCGGUCUGAACCUCGUUUUCCCCUCCAGAAUAUACGCUACGGCUGUGGCCUUUGACAGAGAAGGUCGUGUUAUAGUAACAGAUGUUUGUAGCCGGGCUGUCAUAUGCUUAGGGAAACCUGAGGAAUUUCCUAGCUUUAACCCUCUAAUUAGCCACGGGCUUUCUUACCCUGUCGGACUGACUUACACGGCAAACAAUUCCCUCGUCGUUUUAGACAGCGGUGAUCAUUCAGUGAAAGUAUAUAGCUCUACCUGAGUGGGCUCAGAUGCUUCCUGCUGCAGGCUCAAGCUGCUUCUGGCCAUAAAGCAUGCGGAGUUCUGGAGUUUGUAGGAGUGGAGGGAGGAGGCGGUUGUGGGGCUCUGAGUGUGAAAUCACCCUCCGACCAACACGCCGUGCUUCAUGCGAAACUUGUGUCACGUCUCUUGCCUACCUGUGGGAGAGGACCUGGCUGUUGCUGCCUGUAGCCAACAACAAAUCAACCAAACAAAUCACUUAGCAUUUUAAAACUAUUCUAUGCCUUGACAACCAAGUGGUUUUGGUUCUUUUUGACACGUAAUCAAAGACCAGCAAGUGUGAAAGUAAUGCAUCAUUUAUUUACAUUUCCCAGCACAUAGUUACCACUAUGCUUAAUUAAGUAUAGAUACACUCCUGACAGAACUGUUUCCAGGAAUUGUGCACAAGGAAGGAGAUUGCCUUGACAGAAUGAUAGGAGAAAUGGAAGCCUCCAUUCAAGGUUGCAUAAAUCCAGCUAAAAUCAUUGUGAUGGAGGAGCUACCACUGAUGAGUGAGUUAUGAGAAGUGAAAUCAUGUUCAAAGUCUAUUUUUUCCAGGAAAAUGCAUUUCUGGGGCACUCUUUUCUCUGCUAGUUUAUUCCCACCUUUAUUAAGGUUCUACUGGAGCACUUUGUCUUCCUCUAAAAUGCCCAAGUCUGUGUCUUUACCUGGAGAUAAUAUGGUGUGUGGUUACACAGCGUGGGCUGCUUUGCCUAAAAGCCUCUUGAAAUAUUCACAUUUAGACCACAAGUAAGUUUGAGUUGGCUCUGCUGCUAACACAGCUACAUGUAGGAGGUUUUCAGCACUACCUGCCCCUGUUUUGCCAUUAAUAUGGUGCUUUUGCACUCCCAAACCCCAGGAUUCAAAUGCAAAUUGAAACGUUAGUGAGAGGUAAGCCUCUUUUUUUUUUUUUUUCU
This is a messenger RNA of Melospiza melodia melodia, 2278 nucleotides long. It is a transcript of the gene NHLRC1, whose product is annotated as NHL repeat containing E3 ubiquitin protein ligase 1. Gene Ontology annotation, biological process: negative regulation of translation; proteasome-mediated ubiquitin-dependent protein catabolic process; protein polyubiquitination. NCBI's taxonomy places the organism in Eukaryota, Metazoa, Chordata, Aves, Passeriformes, Passerellidae. Gene Ontology annotation, molecular function: ubiquitin protein ligase activity; protein binding; translation repressor activity. The transcript has a single exon. Gene Ontology annotation, cellular component: nucleus. The coding region runs from base 1 to 1344 and encodes 447 amino acids. The record is from RefSeq and is a predicted model, not a curated record.